Messenger RNA from Carya illinoinensis, 3613 nucleotides. Its product is annotated as transcription factor bHLH87-like. The record is from RefSeq and is a predicted model, not a curated record. NCBI's taxonomy places the organism in Eukaryota, Viridiplantae, Streptophyta, Magnoliopsida, Fagales, Juglandaceae. Gene Ontology annotation, molecular function: DNA-binding transcription factor activity; protein dimerization activity. The transcript has 3 exons. Gene Ontology annotation, biological process: regulation of DNA-templated transcription. The coding region runs from base 1630 to 2997 and encodes 455 amino acids.
CUCUCUCUCUCUUUUUGGUAUGAUAAAGUCGAAAGAAAACGAAAAACCAAGGUUUUGAAGAGACAAAAUCCUGUUAGCAACUUGCCUCUGCUAAUAAUGCUAUCUUCUUCUCUACCUGCCACCUUUGCUCGCCUGUCAAACAUCUUUUUUAUCAUGCUAAACCUCCCACUUCGAGUUUUAUGUUCAAAUUGGUGAUCCUGAGAAUCAUACCUGCAGAUCCUCUUCCAGUUUUCAUAUAUUAUAUGUUAUAAUGGUUGUAACAUGUAUUCAUCAUCUCCAAUGUUACUUACCUAUUUAAUCUGUUUAGCGGUGGAAAUCAGAGAACCAUAUAUUGCAAAACGAUGCACAUGACACUCUAUUCGGGCGAUUGACAUGAUAAGAAUGGCUGUUAUUUAUGAGUAGAAGCUCUCGGUACAAAUAUUAGACGGGGGAACCCGAGGGUGACCUCGAUGACAUUGUUUUAUAGGACUUUAGAUUGGCUGCAACCAUUACAUGGCAGAAUUCGAAUUUCUCUAACGAGAUAAGUCUGUAAUUUAAAAAAGAUCUGCCAUGUAUCUACUUCCCCACUUCGAAGCAUACACAUGAAACAGACAAGCACACUACCCUAUUAAUGGUAACUUUUUGGGCACAAAGCCUAUAUUUAGUCGAACAAAAGAUGGCUCACUUUAAUUCUUGUCACACCAUAUUCAUUAUUUGUUGUGCCUUUUUAGGUAAUAUAUUGUUUAAUUAUAAGAUUUAAACUCAUCCCAUCUCUCCAUACAGUCUAUAUAUAUGAACUAAAAGUCGUUCAAGACAUGCCAUCAUGAGGUAUUAGGAAGAGAUUGGUACCAUGCACAUCUUCAUCGAGUAAACAGUACUGUAGCAGAAAGUGAAGCAGUAAAGGCUAUGAUUAAAACUAUGAUUAAGGGAAUUCCUUUCAUGAAGAAAGUGGUUCUGUUAAAAGAUGCUUUCUUUCUCACUGCAGUUUUAUUGAAACUUUACAGUGCGCAUGGAAUACCAUGAGCGACAAAAGGAGGUCAGAGUUUCCCCCACUUAAAGAAUACGUAUACCAAUAUAUAUUAAACAAUCAAACUAAUUAAUAUUUUAAAAUUCUUCUCUGAAAUAUCAUGCUCCCCCCCGUCUGCAAAAAUAUACUCUUACACACCCACCAAACUGACUAAAAAGCCUUAUCUUUUUCAAACCCAUUACACUUCUUUCAACAGUUGCAACUAUAUUUUAUUAGGCUUCUCCUUUUCUAAUAUUUAACAUGUUUAAGUACUGUUACCAAUAUAUGUUGCAUUAUAAAAUUGGAUGAUUUGUUCUUCCCAUCUAUAUAAGCAUAUAUACCAUUCAAUAUAUAAAACAAAGCACUGUAUCAAUAUUGGUCCUCUAUGGCAGCUCAAGUUUUUCGUGGUAUUGGAUUAAAGAAAGUGCUUAGUGCCAGAACCGGCUUAUGCAAAAGGUGAUAUAAAGCUGAGGCUCGGUCAAUUUCUUUCUUUUAUUGGCAUCAGACAGAAAAAAUAUUUUAUGUUCAGUUGGCCUGUCCUUGAUUGCAGUCUGGAAGGGAGCUGAACCUGGAAUUGGUAUUGGAACUUUUCAUCAUUUUAACUUUGUAAGAUAUCUUUCUCAUUUCGAACAUUUCUGUUAUCAAUGGACGCGUUGGGUUGGGAUGGAUCACUAGUUGUUACAAACACACCAUCCUCGUGGUAUCAACACAGGGUUCAAGAAAGCUUGGUUUUGUCCAGCGAAAACUCCAGCGUUUUCAAUCCUAUCCAGGCGCUCCAAGAGGCUCAAACAUCGCAUGUGUUUACAAAUUCUGAAAUAGCAAGCGUAAUGGUUCGGCCACCGACUCUCAUAUCGGAUUCAAUGAAGUUUUUGUCGAACAUGAACCUAUCCGACCGCCAAGAAGCUAUGAGAUUGGCAGCAGAUGCUGGGACACAUUGGGGAGAAGAUUUAACAUCUGAAUUAUGUCCUUCCGCUUUGAUGAUCAAAAGGCCUUGUACAAUGAAUCCUUCGAGCGGUUUAAAUGCCGAUUUUAGCAUGGCAAAUCAAUCCCAAGAGGUCAAUGGCUUACAAAAUGGAAGGCCUCCAGUGCCGACAUGCUCUGUUGAGUCGUUGGAUUGCUUGCUCUCAGCUACUACUAGCAACACAGACACGUCGGCCGAAGAUGAGGGGAUUUCCACGAUUUUCUCUGACUGCAGAAAUUUAUGGAACCUUCGUUCUAUUGGUGCAGUUUCAUCAGGAGAGUGCGAGAAUGGUGCUUCCAAUGCAAUAAAAGAAGACAUGCGCCGCCCUGUAAACGAGAUUGACAAGAGAGUAUCGCAAAGUUCCUCGGAUCUUUAUGGAAACCAUGGACAAUUUCGAGAAUCUAAGCAUGGUUCUACAAAGAUUAGCAAUGAUCAAAGUGAGAUCAAAGCUGGUCCAAAUUAUAGUUUUGAUCUUCUUCAAAGUGAUUCUACUACUACAGAAGGGGGUUUUAAACUCAUUUCUGAGAAUCCGGCAAAACCCAAGAAGCCCAGAUCAGAGAAGGGUCCCAGCACAUCCAACAUCAACUUCCAACAGUCAAGUUCAUCGGUAUCCUCUUCCGUCGAGGAACCUGAUCCAGAGGCCAUUGCACAAAUGAAGGAGAUGAUUUAUCGGGCUGCGGCUUUUAGACCAGUGAACUUGGGUUUGGAUGUGGUGGAGAAGCCCAAGAGGAAGAAUGUCCGAAUAUCAUCGGAUCCGCAAACUGUGGCUGCAAGGCAAAGGAGGGAGAGGAUCAGUGAGAGAAUUAGGGUUUUGCAGAAACUGGUUCCCGGUGGGAACAAGAUGGACACUGCAUCAAUGCUUGAUGAGGCUGCAAACUACCUCAAGUUUCUCAGGUCACAAGUCAAAGCACUGGAAAAUCUAGGCCAGAAACUUGACUCGAUGAAUUGCCCCCCUGCAGACCUCGCCUUUUCUUUCAAUCCCUCUUUUCCCAUGCAAACCUAUUUCCCACUCCAAAACCCUAAUCAUAUCCAUCGUCAUCCAAAGAGUUGAAAAAUAUUAUUAUCCAGAAGAGGGAAAAAAAAAAUCAUUGGUAUUUAUCAAAUCCCUUCAAGGACAUUAAGAAAAUUUAACCAAAGACCCCUAAUCAAAUCCAUCAUCAUUUCAGCACCAUUGAUUAACAUCCAAAUCCCAUUUCCUACUCAAAAACACAAAAUCUAAUCUAUGUGAUCCACAUGAUCAAAGUUCUGAUUAUUAUAUAUCUGUGAUCUAGAGUUCAAAACUCAGGCUGCUUUUUAAUUAUCUCCAUCAAGAGACCCGCCACCCAAGAGCAGCGAGAGAGCUUUCUGGCUGUGCCAUUCUUCCUAGUAGUUUUCCUGCCUCCACUGUUAUUAUGUUUUGUUUUUGAAGGAAGAGAUAAUCAUAGUGGAAGUGGCAAUUAAUCAUGUGAACAUAGUCAAGCCAUUCAUGACCCUUUUUCUGCACAGAAAGGCUUAGCAAUGAUACUGCUUAUGAUUAAGCUGAGGGGCAAGAAAGUGAUUGUCACUUUGUUGUAUAAUCAAUUAUUUUAAUGUGAUCUAUGUAGUUAAAGCUCACUUUGUUGAUUACAUUUAUGUUAUUCUAAUGUAAUCUGUUAGCUAAUCAAUGCAAAAGACAUUCUUCUUAAGAA